AUUCGUUCUUUUUUGAAGCCCUAAAAUCCCUCAAGUCCCUAACUCUGUCCCUGCCGCCACCACCCACUCUGAUCUGCUUUCUCUCUCUCUGUAACAAGCUUCUCUUGAAUCUCUCAGGGUUAGUGUUCCGGAGGCAUUCUCUCUCACCGAAACACCGCCGGUCUGCCGUUCUCUUCAGGAAAAGGAAGCAAGAAAAGAUGGCGUACGCAAUGAAGCCACCGAAGCAGCACGGUGUGGAGGAACCCCAGGAGCAGAUUCACAAGAUCAGAAUCACUCUCUCCUCCAAGAAUGUCAAGAACCUUGAGAAAGUUUGUGCUGAUUUGGUUCGUGGUGCCAAGGACAAGCGGUUGAGGGUUAAGGGACCAGUUAGAAUGCCCACCAAGGUUCUGCUUAUCACCACCAGGAAGUCCCCUUGUGGUGAAGGUACCAACACUUGGGAUAGAUUUGAGCUUCGUGUCCACAAGAGAGUUAUUGACCUCUUCAGCUCCCCGGAUGUUGUUAAGCAGAUUACCUCUAUUACUAUUGAACCUGGUGUGGAGGUUGAAGUUACCAUUGCAGAUUCUUGAACGUGGCCUACUUCUGCAAUUUCCCUCUUCUAAUCUUUUUACUUUAUGUUUCCCUGUUGUCUGGGAACAUACAUAUCAAGCCUCAGAACUUGAUUGGUGCGCUGUAGUGUUAAUGCAGUAUGUGUGUUUUUCUAGUGAAAGACUUCUGUGAGGAGGGAUUUUGAUCUUUUACAGUUUUCUAUAGUUGAGAUUUUUGAAUGAUUAUUCAUUGUCAUAUUUGAUAUUGAAUACCUGAGAAAUGUUUUCAUUUUCUA
Alnus glutinosa is the source of this 820-nucleotide messenger RNA. RefSeq names its product small ribosomal subunit protein uS10y-like. The record is from RefSeq and is a predicted model, not a curated record. Gene Ontology annotation, biological process: translation. Lineage: Eukaryota; Viridiplantae; Streptophyta; Magnoliopsida; Fagales; Betulaceae. Bases 198 to 566 code for a protein of 122 amino acids. Gene Ontology annotation, cellular component: ribosome; cytosolic small ribosomal subunit. The transcript has 4 exons. Gene Ontology annotation, molecular function: RNA binding; structural constituent of ribosome.